AUGCACGUAUACGAUCGUCGCACAUAUUACCGCUCGCCGAAGACCUGCGCGCGAACCAGCCUGCGCUUCACGACCUCCCUCAACCCUGUAUCAAGGAUCUGCCAGGUGGCGACUCGCCCUACUCUCCCUUCCCUUCCCUUCCCUUCCCUUCACCGGUACAAUCCGUUCGCCAACUUGUCGCCCAUACUUUGUCAGUUCGGAAUUUCUCAAACCAUAGAGACGAACGAAGGCACGGCUACUUAUACAUUGAUCAAAAUGUUAAUAUUGAAGCCAAAACGCACAUAG
Molecule: messenger RNA, 285 nt
Organism: Danaus chrysippus (African queen)
Lineage: Eukaryota; Metazoa; Arthropoda; Insecta; Lepidoptera; Nymphalidae
Source: the annotation of a GenBank genome assembly